Chelonia mydas (Green sea turtle) is the source of this 1303-nucleotide messenger RNA. RefSeq lists its product as uncharacterized. The record is from RefSeq and is a predicted model, not a curated record. The coding region runs from base 1 to 834 and encodes 277 amino acids. The transcript has 4 exons. Lineage: Eukaryota; Metazoa; Chordata; Testudines; Cheloniidae.
AUGGCAGAAAACAUCAAACUGAGAACAGCUGAGGCCAACACACAGCCCUACUUGACUGCAUUGUAUCUUUCAUCAGUGGCCAGUGUGGUGCCAUCAACACUCAGUAUUGGAGAUGUUCCUGAUGACAGUGGCCAGCCGCAGGCGCUUAACUGCCGCACAGACACACCCGCGGUGGGGGGGGGGGGGGUGUUCACUGCACCCACUCCCCCUGCGGCGCCCCCACAAAGCCCGCCACUGCUCCGCAACGCGCACGCCGGGCUGUGGGGCAGCAACGCCGAGGACCGCGGAAAAAGGCUCGGGGACGUCUCCGCGCGCCGAGCUCGCGCCGCAGGGGAGCGCAGCGCCGCGGGCGUCCCGAGCCCAAGCACACGCCGCUCGGAGCUCUGCCGCCUGCCGACACGCAGGGGCCGGCCGCCGGGGCCGCGAGCUGCAGGGGGCGAGCCCGCCGGCGCCCCGCCGGGAGGGGGAGCAGGGGUUCUCCCAGUGGAACAGGCAAGCCCCGUUGCGGAGGGCAUCCUCCGGCCAGGGAGGGGCAGAGCGGCUUGCUGGGUAGGACAACGGGUGUUCCAUUCUCAGGGGUGCGGCCUGGUGGUGGCGCCGCGUCACGCGCCCAGUACGUGCGCCACUCCGUUCUGGAACCUUCCCCCGGCUAAAGAAGGGGAGGAAGAACAAGAAAGGUGCCAGAACCUCCCAUAUAUGGGCUGCGUCGGAAGCAUUUACGUCAUGGCGUCGCGUCGUAGCGUGUCUGCGGGCCGCGAGUGGAACGUGACAGCGUUGUGCCCUGCACAGCGCCCUGGAAACCAAACAGUAAAGCCGGGCGCAGAGGAAGAUUAAAUCUGUCAAAUCCUUCUGUUUUUCACAAGCACAAAAGUCACGUGAAUUUAUUGAUGAAUAGACGAUUGCUACCUUUUCCCAAAGUUUGGAAUUGACUAAUACUGGAAACCUCUGUGAUUACCUCAAGCUGCUCAGUGAUUACACAAAAUAAAAAUAGACUUAUGGAUAAUGAAUUUUCAAAACUGUAUUUAGAAAUAUCUAUCACUCCUCUUUGAUGGUGAAUGAUGCUGAUGUCUCUACCAUCAGACUCUGCCAUUGUACCCAUACUCUAGCUGUAGGUCUAGUCUGAUGAUGUAGGAUAGGGCUAAGGAAUGGAUCUCAUUUAAAUGCAAGUCUCAAAAUUGUAAUUUCUCCUACAUUCAAAUAGAAUCUGCAUCUGUGCAGUCCUAAUCUAGAUGCCAGAUUGUUAGGAUAACUAAUUCAUAUUUGACUGUUAAUUCUGAUUUAAAUAUAUUUAAAACUCUUUGAA